GUUAAGCCAAUUUCAUUUGUGUCGUGGGCUUUCAUUUCCUGCCUGAAGAAGUUAGUUGUUUGUUUUAGCACCAGGGUGCGGCUCCUGGCUCCACCAGGCGGCAGUCGCAGCAGCAUCCUCCGCCGGUGUGACACUGAUCAGUAGCCGCUUGGGUUGCGUGUGUGCCGGGUCUGGACGGACGGUGCACGAUGUGAGGGAUCGGAAGUCACCUGGAUGCGAGCUGUUUUUUGGAUCACCUUUGUGUCCUCUGAGAGGUGCGUGGCUUGGCUUGAGCUGCAUUUCCGGCUUCUCGGAGCAGCGGCGGCUUCUCCACUGCUUGGAGGUCGAUGUGAGCAACGGCACAUCCGGCCUCGGCAUGGCGCAGGACAGGGGCAAGUACGACUUCUACAUCGGCCUGUCUCUGGCCAUCAGCUCCAGCAUCUUCAUCGGAGGGAGCUUCAUCCUCAAGAAGAAAGGUCUGCUCAGGCUGGCCAAGAAGGGAUCCAUGCGGGCAGGUCAGGGUGGUCAUGCGUACCUGAAGGAGUGGCUUUGGUGGGCCGGUUUGCUCUCAAUGGGCGCGGGUGAAUUAGCAAACUUUGCAGCGUACGCCUUCGCCCCCGCCACCCUUGUCACGCCCCUGGGAGCCCUCAGCGUGCUGGUCAGCGCCGUGCUGUCGUCGUACUUCCUGAGCGAGCGUUUGAACCUGCACGGGAAGCUGGGCUGCCUGCUCAGCAUCCUGGGCUCCACCACCAUGGUGAUCCACGCCCCGCAGGAGGAGGAGAUCAGCAGCCUGGAGCACAUGGCCGGGAAGCUGGUGGACCCCGGUUUUUUCGUCUUCGCCACGCUGGUGAUCAUCGUGGCGCUCAUCUUCAUCUUCGUGGUGGGCCCUCGCCACGGGCAGAGCAACAUCCUGGUCUACAUCACCAUCUGCUCAGCCAUCGGGGCGCUGUCGGUGUCGUGCGUGAAAGGGCUGGGCAUCGCCAUCAAGGAGGCGGUGGCGGGCACCAAUGUGGCGAAGAUGCCGCUGGCGUGGAUCCUGCUGGUGGGCCUGGUGGCGUGUGUCAGCACGCAGAUCAACUACCUGAACAAGGCGCUGGACAUCUUCAACACGUCGCUGGUGACGCCCGUCUACUACGUCUUCUUCACCACCUCGGUGCUCGCCUGCUCGGCCGUCCUCUUCAAGGAGUGGGAGCACAUGGGCGCCGACGACAUCAUCGGCACGCUGAGCGGCUUCGUCACCAUCAUCGUGGGCAUCUUCCUGCUGCACGCCUUCAAGGACGUGAGCGUCAGCCUGGCCGCGCUCGCCUUCUCCAUGCGCAAGGACGACCGUGCCAACGGUACGUACGAGCUGCUCCGCGCCGGCGAGGAUGCAGAGGAGCCGGCCUCGCCUUUCGACGCUGUGUCCAGACGGAACGGAACCGUGGCGCCUUAGGGACGCCAAACCCGGACAAUCAAUGGACGACAGACCGAAGGAUUGUAGUCCUUUCCUUUGCCUUACCGUACGCACUCUUUAUUUUUUCAUUCCGUUGGACACAACACUUUCCUGGCAUUUAGGUGACCUUUACUACUUUUACUUUACUUUGGGGAAUUUUGGUUUAAAACACGGGGAAAAAAGUAAAAAAAAAAAAAAAAAAAAAACUGACAUGAACACAAUUUUUUUACUUUUUCAUAGUUUUUGCUGAAACAGUAAAAAAGUUAAAAAAUGAUAUGGUAAAAAAACGAACAAAAAGCAUGAAAAAGUAAAAAUUGACAUAUUUGUCAUCCUUUUUUGGUUAACACCAUUUUUACUUUUUCACUGCUUUGGCUAAAAAGUUAAAAAAAAAAUUAAUUUCAUUUUUAUCAGGAAAAAGUGAAAUUGUUCAACAAAAAUGUUGAAUUAUUUUUUUCAUUUUUAACAUGUUUUUGUGUUGAAAAAGUUCUAAAAUGUGCUUUUGUCGAACACAAGUUCACUUUUUGUUGAACAAUUUCUGCAGUCGUGUAAAAGUAAAACAAGUUUAACAAAUAUGAAAAAUUAUUUUUUUUUUACUUGUUUUUUUCAAAUUAAAUGUUCAUUUUUGUUUCCUUUUUCCAUGUUAAAGUUAACACAAAAUGACAAAGUCCAAUUUUUUGUAGAUAUUUUUGUACGUGUUUUUAGUUAAGCACAUAUUCAUGCACUGACUUGCUUUUUAUUUUUAUUUAAUUUAUAUUCUCUACGAUCUUAUUUUGAAGAGUGACUACUACAAAUGGAGGUUGUGAUACUUGAAAGUAACUAUUUUUGUGGGCGCUCAUUCUGGACUAAAGGUAGCCUUUACACGUAAAGCUCUUGAGAUGAAGCCACAGAUUUGUUACAUAUUUAUUGAAAUAAAAAUGAUUAUUACACCAUU
This is a messenger RNA of Doryrhamphus excisus (bluestripe pipefish), 2342 nucleotides long. It is a transcript of the gene nipa2, whose product is annotated as NIPA magnesium transporter 2. Gene Ontology annotation, molecular function: magnesium ion transmembrane transporter activity. Gene Ontology annotation, cellular component: membrane. The record is from RefSeq and is a predicted model, not a curated record. Gene Ontology annotation, biological process: magnesium ion transport. Lineage: Eukaryota; Metazoa; Chordata; Actinopteri; Syngnathiformes; Syngnathidae.